AGUAACGAAUGUUAACAUUCAUAGUGGAUUUCAAACAGAAAACAUGAAAGUCUUACUAGCUCUAGCAUUGUGUAUUGUUGCGACGACUGGCGCGCCAGAUCCGAGGUCAGCGUGCGUGGAGUACUGCUCCGUCGGCGACAUCGGCGCGACGUGCCCCGCGGGCCAGACGUGCAUGUCCAACGGCUGCGGCCACCAGUGUUUCCCCGACUUCAUCGCCAUCUUGAAGGCAGUGGCCAAGUGUCCGCGCCCGGUGUGCGACGAACCGUGCCCCAACGGAUACGUCACGGGGCCUGACCACUGCCAGACAUGCCAGUGUAACGUCAUCAACCCCCUCCUGAAGAUAUUUGACCAGAUUAAACAGCAGCAGAUAGACCAGCUGGCGAAAACACACAAGUAGAGAUUGCGAGACAAAUCGAUUUAUACAUAAUACG
This is a messenger RNA of Gigantopelta aegis, 431 nucleotides long. RefSeq lists its product as uncharacterized. Lineage: Eukaryota; Metazoa; Mollusca; Gastropoda; Neomphalida; Peltospiridae. Gene Ontology annotation, molecular function: serine-type endopeptidase inhibitor activity. The coding region runs from base 44 to 397 and encodes 117 amino acids. The transcript is spliced from 3 exons. The record is from RefSeq and is a predicted model, not a curated record.